This is a messenger RNA of Prunus mume (Japanese apricot), 689 nucleotides long. RefSeq names its product PREFOLDIN 1 (gene PFD1). Gene Ontology annotation, biological process: protein folding. The record is from RefSeq and is a predicted model, not a curated record. Gene Ontology annotation, molecular function: protein folding chaperone. Gene Ontology annotation, cellular component: prefoldin complex; cytoplasm. NCBI's taxonomy places the organism in Eukaryota, Viridiplantae, Streptophyta, Magnoliopsida, Rosales, Rosaceae.
CUGACGAGUUCAGAUUUCAGCAUCCCUCAAGCUCUGAGAGCAAUAGGUCGAAAGAAUCAAUCUUGUGAAAAUGGCCGACGAAGCCAACAGAGCUGCGUUCUUUGAGAUUCAAGGUCGUAUGAUUGAGCUCACUGCGAAACUGAAGCAGGUGCAGACGCAGAUAAGGAACAAAGAAGGAGAAAAGAAGCGUGCUUUUCUAACCCUGGAGGAGCUGCGGCCUUUAUCUGAUGAUGCAAAUACUUACAAAUCUAUAGGGAGAACGUUUGUUUUAGAGCCCAAGUCAGUGUUAGUGAAUGAACAGGAACAGAAGCUCAAGGACAGUGAGAGUGCAAUUGCCUCACUGCAGAUCUCAAAGGAAUAUAUUGAGAAACAGGUUGCAGAGGUGGAGAACAACUUGAGGGAGCUGUUGAACCAAGAUCCAGGUCUUGCUCGUCAGAUAAUGUCCAUGAGUGUAAUGUAACUUUUGAAUUCUUGAAAGUUUUCUGCAGUUAUUUUGUUUUGUUUUCCAUUUGGACCAACACAAGAAAUUUGUAGAAUCGAUCCGUUUUCCUCUCAACUCGCCACCUUGUUUUACUAUAAGGGUACGCUUUUCUUAUUUUGUCGCGGAUGUAUUAUAGGUAACAUGCUCUAAUUUAUGAAGAUACUUAUGCAAGUUCUCUAUUUAUUUAUUAAUUGCCUAUCCUCGUGUA